AUGUUGCUCCUACGGCCGUUGCCAAUUCUAUCUCUCGCUAUUUUAGCCAUAUUUGCACUCGCCAUUGCCGGCCUAUUCUUCUACCGCCGAGCCGACCACGAUGAAUCACACUGUGCAAGUUGCAUCGGUUAUGCCCUCAAAGUGAACAGCAUGAUCAGUGAUGCCGGGGAUAAUGUCCGCGGAAAUACGCAGUUCUUUCGAUAUGCAGUGGAUAAGGCCUGUGCGGGCCGGUUGCUGGAUGGUGGCCGCUGUCUGGAAUAUCGCAGAGGAUUUCUCAGGAAUAAAACGCGAUUUGCGUAUAGAAUUGAGGAUCCGUAUGCAGCUUGUCGGGCUAUCAGCGCAUGCUAG
Molecule: messenger RNA, 348 nt
Organism: Aspergillus chevalieri
Lineage: Eukaryota; Fungi; Ascomycota; Eurotiomycetes; Eurotiales; Aspergillaceae
Exons: 2
Coding region: 1-348 (115 amino acids)
Source: RefSeq, a predicted model, not a curated record